AAUUGGUGUUUAGUGAGUUUUUACUAAGGAAUGUUCAAUAACGUACCUAAAAAAUAAUAACUUGACAAAUAAAAAAUUAAAUAAAUAGCCUUCCUACUUAUUUUGUACAAAAUCCUAACAAGAAUAUCUGCUAACCUCGAUUCUUAUAAUGUGCACAUCGCGUGUACAUCAAUAACUAGUUUUUUUGAUCAUAAAACAAAAAAGUUAAGUAACAUCGCGUGAUAUGUUAUUUUCCAUACAAAAGUUUACUGACAUAGUGACAAUGUUUACAAGGUUAUUUCUAGUGACAAUUUCAGUGACCACCGUUUUAUGCGGGCAGUGUUACUGGAACUCUACACCUUAUAAAUAUUUUGGCGGCAAAACUUUGUAUGAUGACGUGAGAGGCGACAUAAGAAAUGUGACUGAAUUACAUGGGUGUCAACCGAUCAGUCUCUGGCUGCUUUCUCGGCACGGCUCCCGGAAUCCUGGCGAGGCUAACAUCAGACACAUUAAAGACGCAAUGAGAAUAAGAGAUGAUAUUUUGACGAGUCAUUCUCAAGGGAGAGGGGAGUUAUGUGAUCAGGAUAUAGCCGAUUUGGAAGCGUGGAGAUGGAAUGAUACAAUAGAUGCUACACCUUACUUCCUCACCUCCAGGGGUUACAGGGAAUUGAGAGAAAUGGCUGGAAGAAUCAAUGACACCUUCUAUACUCUAUUGAAGAACCUUCCAGUACAUUACAUCAGAUCUACAGAUGAACAAAGAACUAUUGAGAGUGCUAAGGGUUUCCUUAGCGGAUUGGAUACCAGAUUGGGUUAUAAAAUACUUGAACCCUUGGAGAAGGACAAAGAUUUAAUUUUAUUGCCUUACAAGAACUGUGAGGUUCAUUUAAAAGAAGCAUGGAACGGCCCAAGAAGACAACUUGAGUUGAACAAAUAUUUUGAUAGUAGCGAUUUUAAACAGCUUUCAGACAAUCUCCAAAAACGGACAGGUCUUCGAGAACCCGUGUCAACAUCGAACAUAUCUGGACUUUACGACCUCUGUAGAUUCCAUCGGUCCUUCUCGGAGACUGCCCGGUCGCCCUGGUGCGCACUCUUCUCUAAAGAAGAUCUCGAAGUGCUGGAAUACACAGAAGAUAUACGCCACUACUUCAGGAGUGGCUACGGCUUGCAUUUUAACAUCAAACUUGGGGAAUUAGCCUUAGAGGAUAUGCUUCAAAAGUUCAAUGCCGCUGUUUUUGAUUCCCAACCUUCAUUCACCGCGUAUAUCUCACACGACAGCCUGAUGGAUAUGGUCUUCAGUGCAUUAGGCUUGUUCCGUGAUGAGGAAGGUGUUUCCGCUGCGAAAAGGGACCCGAUGAGGAAGUGGAGAAGUAGCUUUAAUACACCUUUCGCUGCUAACAUAUUAGCCGUUUUGUACAGAUGCAUUGACCUGGAAAACACCAACCACUACAAGGUGCAAUUCUUUGUAAAUGAGAGACCAGUGAAUGUCUGCGAGGAGCUGGCCUGUUCAUGGUCCGAAUACCAGGAUAAAUUCAGACCAUUCCUGAACAGCAGCCUUAAUUUUUGUACAAUAAAAUGA
Amyelois transitella is the source of this 1555-nucleotide messenger RNA. Its product is annotated as multiple inositol polyphosphate phosphatase 1-like. Gene Ontology annotation, molecular function: inositol phosphate phosphatase activity; acid phosphatase activity. NCBI's taxonomy places the organism in Eukaryota, Metazoa, Arthropoda, Insecta, Lepidoptera, Pyralidae. The record is from RefSeq and is a predicted model, not a curated record. Bases 224 to 1555 code for a protein of 443 amino acids. The transcript has 7 exons.